Messenger RNA from Branchiostoma belcheri (Belcher's lancelet), 975 nucleotides. RefSeq lists its product as uncharacterized. The record is from RefSeq and is a predicted model, not a curated record. The transcript has 4 exons. NCBI's taxonomy places the organism in Eukaryota, Metazoa, Chordata, Leptocardii, Amphioxiformes, Branchiostomatidae. Bases 19 to 420 code for a protein of 133 amino acids.
AAAGCAAAUGGAGCGCUGAUGAAGAUGCGAGACCAGGUGGUUGGUCAGAAGGAGGUACUGCGGGAUGUGACGACACGGGAGAGCCAGCUGAAGCGUCAGCUCGGCUCCAAACAGGAGAAACUGGCCAAGUUCAGCCUGCAGCACCAGAACAAACUCUCCGCAGCCAGGGAGACGUCUGCAGUCACCAGGAAGGAACAGGAGAUGUACCAGCCCUGUAUGCAGGAACUGGAGAGGAACAUCAUGGAAAUUGAGAUGCAGAAGGGCCAGUUGGAAAAACAGCUUGCAGAGAAAGAUGAAAACCACCAGGGUGUGAUGGACACCCUGACAGAAAGAUACAAGGAGCUUCUCAACUCUCUGGAUCACUAUCACUCCAGAAUUGUUCAAGUUUGGGAGAAAAAUCAGCCCAUGGAAGAAGACUGAACAAGACUAGGAGCCCAUUCAGUGCCUCUUUGAUAAAGCUGAUCAUUAUAGAGUGUUUUUACUUUUAGUUGUAUUUAGCUAUUCUGAAAGAGUUUCUAGUAGAACAUGUAAAUGAGUAGUAUUUCAUGUACAAAGACAGGUAGUAUUUUAACCUAGACUAUGUAUCUCUGUGUGUGUAUGUUAUACAUGAGUAUGGCAUGCAUGAAAUUAAUCUGUCUUAGGAUGCACUAAAACCUGCUUUUAACUGAAACAUCUGAAAUUUUGUCUUGUUAAAAUUCAUGAUGUUUUUGUUUAUUUUAUGUCUAAUUGUUUGUUUUGUUAUCGUUUACUGUCAACACAUACAAUGUACAUAAUGUUUUCCUCACACACAACUGAACAUCAUCUAUGGCAGAUAAGACUGCAUGUUCUAUUCCUUGUACUCUAGUGCAUCUUAUACAGUAUAUGGUAUUGGUUCAGCAACAUAUAGAUCCCCAAAAUUACCUAGAGUUAGAGCAUCCUAAUAAAGUAAUUCUCAGAAGUGACCCUGAAAUAAAUUAGAUGUGAUGACAAAUUUCU